GAGAAAAAAAAUACAAUGGAGGAAAAAUUCAACAAAAUAUUACAGGAAAAAAAAGCAAGAGCAAGCACUUCUAGAUCUAACCCCAGCAUCUUCAUUAAGUGAGACAGAAAAUUCCUUUGCAAAUGAAGAAACCAACAGACAGGAACUGGACACAAAUAAUGAAAAUCUGAACAGAACACCAGCAGAAGAAAGUUUAGACCUGACGGGGCCAAUGGAGGCAUCCACCCCCCAGAGAACACGGCCAGUCAUUAAAAAAAGAGAGCGGGCAUCAAAGAUUGUGGCCAAAUUAAGAGCAAAGCUAAGGUAUGCUGAAGAGAAACUUGGGGCAAAGACAACACAACUGAUGUCACUAAACAGAAAAAUUAGAAGGCUGGAGGCUAGACCAAAAUUGCAAUGCCAAGGCUACCAGCAAAGAUUUCACAGAGGGUCAGGAUCAGAGAGGCUAAAAAGGGACUGCCGAUCAAUAGCAGGCGGAAACAACUUGGCAAGAUUGUGAGCAUGUUCCUACAUCGGGAUGAUGUCUCGACUGUCAUAAAUGGCAAGGCUGGAGAGAUUCGUCGCAAGGGACAAAUUUAUAGAAAAAGAGCGCUCACAGACACCUUGGCAAAACUCCAUCGACGAUUCCUUGCUGAACAUCCUGAGCAAACCGUGUCCAAAGCUCAGUUCUUUAGAUUGAGGCCAUUUUGGAUUAUUAGGCCUAAAGUUAAAGACAGAGAGACGUGUGCAUGUAAAAUGCACGAGAACAUUGACUUUAAAAUAAAAAGAAUGGAACAACUGGGAAUCAUUGAAACAUCAAGCCCAGAGGAUCUUGUGCAGUCCAGUGUGUGUGACACUGGCAACAUGUCCUGCAUGUAUGGAAGAUGUGAGAAAUGCAUCGAAAAGACCUUUCCCACAUCCUUAGAUCCUCUCACUCAGGGGAACACUGUCAUCUGGCAAGAGUGGAUCACAAGGUCUGUCACUGUAACAAAGACCCUCAAGGAUGGAUCUACAGAGGGAAAGCAGACAAAGAAAACCUUCCUUGAAAAGCGUACCUCAUCCAUUGAGCGGUUGCUGGCCCUAACAACAGAACACCUUCCAGGUUUUGCCAUUCACAUGUUUAAUGUCAAGCACCAAUAUUUGACAUUGAAAGCAAUGAAAGAUACCCUGACAGAUGAUGCUGUUGCUGUGCAUGUGGAUUACAGCGAAAAUUACAGCUGCAAAUAUGCCAAAGAAAUCAAGGACACCCAUUUUGGAACUGGGAAUGAUCAGGUAACCCUCCACACCGGGGUACUCUAUCUCAGUAGGGGCAGAGUGGAAGCCUUUGCAUCCCUCUCAGACUGCUUACAGCAUGAUGCAGUGGCAACCUGGGCUCAUCUUGACCCAGUGCUGAGAUACAUACGAGGAAAGUAUCCUGAAGCCCACAACCUACAUUUAAUUUCAGAUGGCCCAACUUCCCAGUAUAGAAACAAAACAUCUUUCUAUCUAGCCUCCACUGUGCCCUUUAUGCAUGGAUUUCAAUGGGUGACCUGGAACUAUACUGAGGCAUCACAUGGCAAAGGUGCACCAGAUGGAGUAGGUGGGGCCUUGAAGAAUCUUGCGGACAGAAUUGUGUCUUAUGGGACCAGUAUUCCUGAUGCAGAGUCUCUGUAUGAGCAGCUGAAGAACAAUUCAUCAGUGACUCUGUACAAAGUACCAGAGGAGAAAAUAAAGGCCAGCUGUGAAUUAGUUCCCCCAAACCUGAAAACAGUUCCUGGGACACUGAAAAUACACCAACUGACAUCCACAAAACCGGGAGUCAUAAACACACAGGAGGUGUCAUGCUUUUGUGGAAAAAAUUGCCAGUGCUUUUCUGCAAAUUGCCAUGUGUUGUUUGAGGAAGGAGAUGAGGACCCUGACAAAACCGAGGCCACCAUAGAGGUUGGACAGUGGGUCCUGGUUGAAUACGAUGGUGACUUGUUCCCUGGUACAGUCACACAGAUUGCUGAAGGGCAGUAUGAAGUUGACACCAUGACUUGUGCAGGGGAAAACCGCUUCUAUGUGCCGAGCAUCAGAUUUCCAGGAGAAAGGGUCUGGUACUAUCGUCAGGACAUACGGGACAUAAUCCCAGAACCACUUCCUGUCACCUCCUCUGCUAGGCAUUUCUGCAUUUUACCUGACGUAUGGGCAAGACACAAAAAACGCUCAUGAAUGAGUUAAAACGUGGAGGGGGAAAACGUGAUUGGUACAAAGCAGUCGUUCCAGUUGUUUGUUUUAGUUGCUUGCUAAGUUCUUCACAUGAAAUUAUUCUCAGAAAAAGGUUGUAUGGUUGAUAGAAUGUCAGGACCAAAGUUUUAUAGAUAAAAUAAAAUAAUUUUACAAGAGCACAUGAUGCUGUUACAUUUAAAUGUUUCUCAGGACCACAUGAUGGUAUGUUACAUGGAAAUUAAUGUUUCUCAGGAACACAUGAUGGUAUGUUACAUUGAAAAAGUUCUCAUGAACACAUGAUUGUAUGUUAUACUAGAAUGAUAAUAUUUAUACUAAUGGUUGUAUAUUUGUUUGUGCUGCAGUGUAGGCUACAUGGCAUGAUUCUUUAUGAGCACAAGAUUGUAACUUGUAUACACAACACUUGUUAACACAAGGCAUGGUACUGUGAUCAUUACGAUAAAUGAUAAAAUGAAACACUGUUUAUGAAAUAAAUAUUCUUUAAAAGAAAUUGUAUGUGUUUUAAAUAUGUAAAAUAGGGUUAGGCAUCAAACCCCUUUGUCAAUAGUGAAUGUAUUGAACUAAAUCUAAUUUCCGAAACAUUGAUCCUCAUUCCCGAAAUGGCAUUCUCAUUACCGCAACAUGUAUCUUUUUUACAAAUUAAGUAAUAAUUAGAUAAUCAUAUUUUGUUUUAAGAUGUAUAUACAUAUUAUACAACACUACUUAUUUAAGGUCUGCUGCAUAAAAAUGUGUAUGUUAUAUUUUAGUAAAACAAUUAAAUAAAAGAAGUUGUAAAUCAUCACAUAUGUUUCGGUAAUGAGAGAAAAUAAGGAAAUUACAAAAUAUAAUAAUUAUGAAAAAGUAAUCUCUCCAGAGUUUUACAUAGCUUUGAGCAUGAGUAAUAAGAGUCUACUUUAACAUUAGCCAAAAAUACACAUUUUUAACCAUAUAUUUAAUGCAAUGUCAUGUUGCGGUAAUGAUAUUUUUUAUGGACUUCAUCUAAAAAUGUAAAUAAAUAUAUAGGAAAUAUUUUUAAAAAUCUUCUGAAAAUAAUGGUUAUGGUAAAUUCAUACCUUAAUCUUAUAUGUGCAAAAAGAAAAUUGGCUUCAAGGGCAUUUUAAAAAUUCUGAUGCUGGUCACCUUCUUAAUCUGGAUUUCGUGAGAAUCACCCA
Messenger RNA from Dicentrarchus labrax (European seabass), 3332 nucleotides. RefSeq lists its product as uncharacterized. The record is from RefSeq and is a predicted model, not a curated record. NCBI's taxonomy places the organism in Eukaryota, Metazoa, Chordata, Actinopteri, Moronidae. The coding region runs from base 394 to 2166 and encodes 590 amino acids. The transcript is spliced from 3 exons.